Messenger RNA from Penicillium longicatenatum, 1071 nucleotides. It is a transcript of the gene gliJ, whose product is annotated as dipeptidase gliJ. The coding region runs from base 1 to 1071 and encodes 356 amino acids. The record is from RefSeq and is a predicted model, not a curated record. The transcript has 5 exons. Lineage: Eukaryota; Fungi; Ascomycota; Eurotiomycetes; Eurotiales; Aspergillaceae. Gene Ontology annotation, molecular function: metallodipeptidase activity. Gene Ontology annotation, biological process: proteolysis.
AUGGCCAAAACCCCCCUUAUCGUCUUCAGCACUAAGAAUCAACCAGACGGCCACAAUGAUUUUCCCUUUAUCAUAAGAGGACUUUAUCAGAAUCACUUCGAAAGAGAGGGCUUUGAUCUCGAUACUUUGCCUAUCGGACAGACAGACUUCAUCCGGCUAAGAGAGGGUCAUGUCGGUGGUCAAUUCUGGAGUGCGUUUAUUCCAUGUGCGAAGCCCGGAGGUGAUGCUACACGCUCCGACCUCGUGGUCAUCGAAACACUUCAGCAGAUCGACCUCAUCCAUGCCAUGAUCGAGAAGUAUCCACAUAUCCUCAGCCUAGCCCGCACAGCUGACGAGGUAUGGGAAGUAUUUCGAUCCGGGCGAAUCGCCAGUUUGAUCGGGAUCGAGGGAUUGCAUCAGAUCGCCGACAGUGUAAGCGUCCUGAGAACGUAUCAUCGAUUAGGAGUACGAUAUAUCACGUUGACUCAUAACUGCGACAAUCGAUAUGCCACCUCGAGUUCCUCCAACCAGCAGACGGGCUUAUCCGAUGAUGGGAAACGCAUAAUCAAGGAAAUGAACAGGAUUGGAAUUGUGGGAGUGACACCGCACCCCCGAAAUGCCUCGGAUGAAGUUCUUGAUCUGCUACAGCAGAACGGUGGAGUGAUCAUGGUCUGCUUCCUGCCCAACCUCGUUGCCCCGACACCGCUUCCAGGGGAAGAAAAGCAAACACCAAAGGUCUCUGAUGUGGUGAAUCAUAUCAUCUACAUAGGCGAGCGGAUUGGAUUUGCCCAUGUGGGUAUUGGGUCUGACUUCGAUGGUAUGCUGCACGGGCCGCAGGGUCUUGACGACGUAUCACAAUAUCCAAAUUUAGUCGCCGAGCUACUCCGCAGUGGACUGAGCGACGAUGAUGUGCAAGGUAUCAUGGGCCUCAAUGCUCUGCGAGUCCUGCAAGCUGUUGAACAAAUUACUCGAAGGAUCUGCCGGUGCGAGGGUAUCUCGAUGCAGUGCGACGAAAUUGAUGCAAUGUGGACACCACAGCAAGAGUCCCUGUUGAGACAGGCAGGGGCAAGCCGGGUCAGAGAACAAAAUUGA